Halichondria panicea is the source of this 3011-nucleotide messenger RNA. RefSeq names its product TNF receptor-associated factor 5-like. Gene Ontology annotation, molecular function: zinc ion binding. The record is from RefSeq and is a predicted model, not a curated record. The transcript has a single exon. The coding region runs from base 1619 to 2926 and encodes 435 amino acids. NCBI's taxonomy places the organism in Eukaryota, Metazoa, Porifera, Demospongiae, Suberitida, Halichondriidae.
GUACACAAAUACUUGAAGCUUCUAUACAACCACAGUAAAAGCAAGGGAGAUAACCUCUAGCACAUGCACAUGUAUACCUAUAUUAAAGUAUGCUGUUUGAUAAUUAGAGCAAUGGCUAGUACAUUGAAUAAUGAGUUUGUAGACAAAGUACCGGAAGAUCAUCAGUGCACUAUUUGCACUAACAUUCUAACAGACCCAGUACUGACCGAAUGUUGUGGACAAUUUUUUGUGAUGGCUGUCUAAAAAAUUGGCAAAGUGUCCCUCCUUUGAAGCUGGGUGUACAGAAACGAUUCCUAGAAAAGAUCUGGCAGCACAUAAAGCAUCAAACACAGAGCACCACCUGGAGCUAAUGAUGACAGAGACUGUUGUGCGCAGAAGGCUAACAAAUUUGAGCAAAAAGCAAACAAAUUUGAGCAAGAGACAGAAGGUGAAAAAAAAGCAAUAAAACUCGAGGCUAAGUCUAUACCAAAGAUCAACUACAGCAACUUUCACGCAAGUUUGAUGGCCUAGCUAGUAUCUUGUGUAACUAAGCAACUAGGCACCAUCGAUUCUAACACUCGAAAUACACGAGCAUGCAGCUAUCAAGAACAUCAAAAGCUCUCUAGAGACAAUGACUAGCACCAGGUAACACACGAUACUACCUAUACCACUAGUUAAAUAGUCAGAGUAUAAAGCUCAAUCAGCUUUGUUCUACAUCAAGCCUGGCUAUAAAAUGUAUGUGGACCUAGAUAGUCAUGAUAAUUGCACGAUAUACUUGGAGAAAGGUGAACACGAUCACCAACUAAAGUGGCCUAUGAAAAUUGAACUCAGCAAUGCAGAGAAUAAUACCCUGUGUAUAUAAUCUGCAUGCACCAGAUGUGGCAACCUACAAUACAAAUAGGAGGGGUUCUAAACGAUUUUUUAUUCCUUACAAUAAAAAACCAUUUACAUACAUGUAUUGUAAAUGAAUUUGAGGCUUUCUGACAGACACAAUUAUGCUGCACUACUAUAUUACACUGAUUUUGUAUUAGUAUAGGUGAUAUAUUUUCACAGAUAGAUUUGUCUGCGAUGUCAUGCACUGUUAAGCUCAUUUGCUGGCAUAAUUCUGUAAACUAUGCUCAAGUUGUGAAAUUAAUGUUUUCAUAUAGAAGCUGUUAGUUUUUGUCGCAUUGCAACCGUUUAGCAUGCAGUUAUAUACAGCUGCAUGGAACAGACACACACACAGUCAGCAUCCUAGCUCCGUAUAUAUCCCUCGUGCGGCUACGCCUCAGGGCAGAAUAAUAAUAACUGCACACAUGACUCGCUAAACAACACCAUAUGAGAACAUAACGGUACUCACUUAACCAAAUAAGACACAGUCUCACUAUUUGCUGUUGCUAUAAUAGGUCCUUUAAAAGGUUAGAGUUAAUUACUACAGUUUAAGACAUCACAUGCAUGACUGCAUGGCCAUAUGGUACCAUUGUCAUGGACACAAUCUCAACUCAUAAUCACAUGUUAGUGCACAUGCACGCACUGAUCUUUUACAUCAAAUAUUCCACGAGGCCACGUAUACCUAUAAAAGCCUAAAGGUAAAGAACCUUUACUACAUGCAUGACUAUAACCUAUAGCAUAAAGAAGAUACAGAAUUAUUCUUUGAGCAAUGGCUAGUUCAGUUAGUAUAAUAGAUAUAGUACCGGAAGAUCAUUACUGCACUCUUUGCACACAUAUUCUAACAAACCCAGUACUGAUUGAGUGUUGUGGGAAACUCUUUUGUGAGGGCUGUUUAACAGAUUGGCUAAUAUUACAGAGACAGAAGAAAUGCCCACAUUGCCAAGAAGUCAACUUCAAGUUUAUUAAAGAUAAACGAAUGAAACGAGUCAUCGAUAACUGGAAGAUCUACUGUCCUAAUCGCUCCAAGGGUUGUGAAAAAAUCACCACACAGGGUGAAUGCAAUCGACAUAUUGAGAAAUGCUUGUUUGUAGUGGUAUCAUGCACUAAGAAAUGUGGAGAAAAAAUGCUUAGAAAAGACCUUCAAGAUAACGAGGAAAACAAGUGCCCAAAUCGCCGGGUACCAUGUCAGUAUUGCAACAGAGAUGUGAUGCACAAAGAAAUAACAGCUAAAAGUCACUUAGACAAAUGUCUGCUUUUUCCUAUUUCUUGCCCCAACAAUUGUGAACAUGAGCAAAUGCAGCGCAAAAACUUAGCACGCCACCAAAAGGUGUGCCCUCUUGAGCCUGUAAAGUGUCUCUUCUUUGAAGCUGGGUGCACAAAAACAAUUUUACGAAAGAAUUUGGCAGCACAUAAAGCAUCAAACAAAGAUCGCCACCUGGAGCUAGUGAUGACAGAAACUGCUCGGUCUAAACUUAAGGCUAAGAAAUACGAAAUGAAGUUAGAGCAACUCACAUUCAAAUUUGAUGCUCUAGCAUCUUGUGUAACUAAGCAACUAGGUACUAUCGAUUCUGACCCUCGAACACAAGAAGCUAUUAAAAACAUCAAAAGCUCUCUAGUGACAAUGACCACAAUGCUAGCACCAGGUGAUACACGAUACUACCUACCACUAUUUAAAGAGUCAGAGGAAGUACCUGAAAUAGCUCGAUCAGCUUCGUUCUACAUCAAGCCUGGCUAUAAAAUGUAUGUGCAAAGUAUCAAUACCACGAAAUGCUGGAUAUACUUAGAGAAAAGUGAACACGAUUAUCAAAUAAAGUGGCCUAUGCCUGAAUUGGAAAUUGUACUCAGCACUACAGAGAAUAAAACGUUGUAUAAAGAAACAAUCUGCAUCAGAUGUGGCCACACAGUGAACCAAAUAGAGGGAGACAAAAUAUUAAGAAGAGAUAUCACCAACCCAGAACCUGGUGAAAGUUUUGUUAUUAGAGAGGAUCCAAGAGACUUUGUAUUCCUGACAAUACAGAAGCACAUUUGUAAGCUAUAUAGUGUUACAAGUCGGAGUGGCGCGAGACUUUUCAAUUGACAUAAUUAUUAUGUAUGCAUUAUUUUACCACAACCCUGAUUUUGUGUUAGUAUAAUUAUGCUACGAAUGAUUACCAGAACCUUGA